Messenger RNA from Histoplasma capsulatum G186AR, 336 nucleotides. RefSeq lists its product as uncharacterized. The transcript has 3 exons. NCBI's taxonomy places the organism in Eukaryota, Fungi, Ascomycota, Eurotiomycetes, Onygenales, Ajellomycetaceae. The record is from RefSeq and is a predicted model, not a curated record. The coding region runs from base 1 to 336 and encodes 111 amino acids.
AUGUACACCGUUGACGACCGCUGGCCACUCGGUAGCCAACCGCUCCAUCGCCCGCCAGCCGAUCGCCGACACAUUUUACUCUUGUACCACGGUAACUUGCCUUGCUUAGCGCGGGUUAAGAAUAGAUCCAUCACGACGAUAACAAUCGCCCGCCACGAUUCCGAACUCCCGAAACGCAUACCGGAGAUCAAAUUUCUCGGUUCGGUUCCGGCUGUGGAUCCGCCAAGACGCGGUAUUACUGGAGGCUUGGAUUCUAACACGCUAGGAAAGGGGAAAAAGCCAAAAAUCUCUGUGGCGCCCAGAAUGAGCGCCCGUGGGACGUGCCUAGCAGCCUAG